AUGUCGCCAGCUGGUCCCCCACACGGUUUCCAGCAGGACCCGGGCGGGGUGCUCUACGAAUGCCUGGCCCUGGGCUGCUGGGCGCCGCCUCCCCGCGCGCUCGAGCCCGAGCCGCGGCCCCGCCCGGCCACCCCCUGGCCUGGCCGAGACGGGGCGGGGCCCUGCGGGCGGGAGGAGAAGUUCUGCCCUCCCGAGGGCGCGGGGGCGCCGCGGUCCCGGCAAGAUGGCGCUGGCGGCGUGGAGGCGCGUCCUGCUGCGCGGCCCCGGCUCGGGCGCGUGGAGGCGGUGGACGGCGCGCGGCGCUUCGCGAACCACCGGGUGCUGGUGGAGCCGGCGGCGGCCGCAGGGGUUGCUGUGAUGAAGUUCAAAAACCCCCCGGUGAACAGCCUCAGCCUGGAGCUUCUGACAGAGUUCGUCAUCAGCCUGGAGAAGCUGGAGAACGACAAGUCCUUCCGAGGUGUCAUCCUGACUUCGGACCAUCCAGGCAUCUUCUCUGCAGGCCUGGACCUGACGGAGAUGUGUGGGCGGAACCCAGUCCACUACGCCGAGUACUGGAAGGCUGUACAGGAGCUGUGGCUGAGGCUCUACCUGUCCAAUCUGGUGUUGGUGGCCGCUAUCAAUGGCGCCUCCCCUGCUGGAGGCUGCCUGAUGUCCCUCAGCUGCGACUACAGAAUAAUAGCUGACAACCCCAAGUACACCAUAGGACUGAACGAGACCCUGCUGGGCAUAAUUGCCCCCUUCUGGUUCAAAGACACCCUCGUGAACACCGUCGGGCACCGAACUGCAGAGCGUGCCCUGCAGCUGGGGAUGCUCUUCCCACCAGCGGAAGCUCUCCAGGUGGGCAUGGUGGACCAGGUGGUGCCCGAGGACCAGGUGCAGAGCAAAGCGCUCUCGGUGAUGGCCCAGUGGAUGGCCAUUCCAGAGCACGCAAGACAGCUGACCAAGAGCAUGAUGCGAAAGGCCACGGCAGACAGCCUGGUUAAGCAGCGGGAGGCAGACAUCCAGAACUUCGUCAGCUUCAUCUCCAGAGACUCCAUCCAGAAGUCCCUACACAAGUACUUAGAAAAACUCAAGCAAAAGAAAGGCUAAGCAAAGCCAGGCUGCCACCAGCCACAUGGGCCCAUCGGGCUCUGCUGGCCUCAAGGGGAUUAUAAACAAGGUAGUUUUCAAUUUAAAA
This is a messenger RNA of Jaculus jaculus (lesser Egyptian jerboa), 1177 nucleotides long. It is a transcript of the gene Eci1, whose product is annotated as enoyl-CoA delta isomerase 1. The coding region runs from base 1 to 1089 and encodes 362 amino acids. Gene Ontology annotation, biological process: fatty acid beta-oxidation. Gene Ontology annotation, cellular component: mitochondrion. Gene Ontology annotation, molecular function: enoyl-CoA hydratase activity. The transcript has 8 exons. Lineage: Eukaryota; Metazoa; Chordata; Mammalia; Rodentia; Dipodidae. The record is from RefSeq and is a predicted model, not a curated record.